UACCCAUUAUUUUUGCAUAUACAAAAAAAAGAAGUUUUUUUUAAUGUUUUUGCAUUCCAGUUUCUUUAAAUAGAACAGUUAUUUUUAAGUGAAAAGAAAAUUGAAUUAGAAUUGUAACUUCAUACACGCGUUGUAUUUUCCAAACGAACCGUCCAUUGCUAACAAUAAAGCCGACAAUAUGGCAUUUAAACCAAUCGAUCCUAAAAGAGAUGAAUAUAGACGUUAUUUGGAGCGUGGCGGAAUAAUUGAAUCGCUAACAAAAGUAUUUGUACGAAUUCUUAAGGAACGUCCAGAAGAUCCCACUCAAUAUUUGCUACAAAAUCUAGGAGAUGCUCGUCUUCAGGCUGACAAUAUUGCCUAUUUACAAAGUGAACUGGAUGAUGCGCGCAAUGAAAUUCAACGUUUAACUGAAAUUAUUCGUGGCAUCAAUCCAGAUUUGCUAGUAGAACCUUCUUCCCAUAAUGAGUCCAUAAAUAAUGACAACCUUAAUGAAAGUAAUGGUGCUAAAGAAGAGGGCGAAGAUAUCAAUAUGCCGCCACCAGUUGAGCAAAGUCAUCAACCUGUGGGCGAAUACUCGGAAGUUGCUGCUCUAGAAGAAGGCAUUCAAAACACUCAUAUUACAGAGUCGAAUGUACAAUCUGUUGCAAGUGGAGGAGGAGAGGCUGUACAAAAUGAAAUGGUUUCGACUAGUGCUGAAUGAAACCUAAACGUAUAUUGUCGGUUUGCUAUUGAGAAAUCGAUUACAUAGUAUAUGAUUUUUCUUAAAAGUUAGUAAUACUUUAGCGACGCUUUAAGGAGAUUUGAUCCAUUUAUUAUGGAUUUAAAAUAUACUAAAAUAAAACUACUAUAAAAGUAAA
Lucilia cuprina (Australian sheep blowfly) is the source of this 857-nucleotide messenger RNA. Its product is annotated as c-Myc-binding protein homolog. The transcript has 2 exons. Gene Ontology annotation, biological process: regulation of DNA-templated transcription. The coding region runs from base 179 to 700 and encodes 173 amino acids. Gene Ontology annotation, cellular component: nucleus. Gene Ontology annotation, molecular function: transcription coactivator activity. The record is from RefSeq and is a predicted model, not a curated record. NCBI's taxonomy places the organism in Eukaryota, Metazoa, Arthropoda, Insecta, Diptera, Calliphoridae.